CUUGUUGUGUUACAGUAACUAGCAGAGGAGCGACUGCCUGGUGACAGUAACAGGCCAAUGACUUCCCCAUCUGUCUGACUAAAAGACAAAAUUAGGUUCCAGGCUCGAAGUCAGUCAUGGAUGAUCAAGUGCUCAUCUCAGGUGAUCAAAGAGAAAAUGAAGAGAAACCAUUUCAUCAGAAGAAAACGUGGCAUCGUUUCAGAUUCCACUUCCUGCUCCUGCUUUGUGUCAUAACCACAGCCAUGUACUACACCCUCUUGUCGAGCGAAUUAUCACUUAACAAGCACUACAACAGGUUCUUCAACAUUACCAAAAUGAACAACCAACCUUCUUAUCGUAUACAUCCAAAACAUAAACUCAAACUAAAUGAUACACAUAAACCCGCUGCCUUUCAGUACCACACAGCUUAUCCACGCAACUACCGCUUUAUCAUCAACCAUAAAGACGCCUGCACAACCAUGAACCCUUUCUUGGUCCUGAUGAUUCCAGUAGCACCACACAACAUGGAGGCACGUGAUGCCAUCCGCAAGACAUGGGGCAGAGAGAAAGUGGUCCAGGGUGAGAAGGUCCUGACUCUUUUUGUGCUCGGCCUCCCUAGUGAAAACGUCGAUGAGCUUCAGGAGAAGGUCCAGCAGGAGAAUCUACUGUAUGACGACCUGAUCCAAAGUAACUUCAUUGACAGUUACCUCAAUCUGACCACUAAAACUAUGGUGAUCAUGGACUGGCUGGCCACCCAUUGCCAUACAGCAGCAUAUGGCAUGAAGAUUGACUCAGACAUGUUCCUCAACAUUGACAAUCUGAUCAUAAUGUUACAGAAGCCAGGCAUCCCCAAGGCGAACUACUUAACAGGGAUGCUUAUGUGGAACAGGCCUGUUGUCCGGUCAAAAAACUCCAAAUGGUACGUCCCCAAAGAGAUGUAUCCAGAUGACACAUAUCCAACUUACACUCUGGGCAUGGGGUAUAUCUUCUCCAGUGAUCUUCCAGAGAAGUACGUGGAGAUUUCAAAAACAAUCAAACCUUUCAACAUAGAAGACGUUUACAUCGGAAUGUGCAUGAAACAAUUAGGACUUCAACCCACAUCGCCACCAGAUCCCUGGCAGUUCAAGGCCUAUAACACAAAGUAUGACCGAUGUGAAUACUCCAAGAUCAUCACAUACAUUCUUGGGACUUCAGAGGAGUUGAAGCGAUACUGGACAGACUUGAAAAAGCCUGGCUCACUGUGCUAAGACAAGGAUUACUACAAAAACACGUGUUGGGUGGCAGGGAAUUGGAAAGUAAACAAUUUUCAACUGGGACAACUUGAAGGGAACAACUGCAACAUGAAGUAAAACUCUUUACAAUGACAAACUGACAAACAUUAGAAAUGUGAUUUUGAAUAUUGGAACCUUAUGCAGCUUUCUGUCUGAUUGCACUCUGAAACAAGAUGGUCAAGACAUGAGUUUUUGUUACUUUUUAAUUUUAAUGAAGGGGAUUCGUAGUAUUCAUGACGAUGUGAAGUACUGACGACGAUGUCAGUAGUGUAAAAGUUGAAGUUCUAUUUAAGAGUUUUUAGUAAAAUAAUAAAAGAAGCCCUAAUUUUUGAAGUUCUGUGUCUGUGCCUGAACUGUAUAC
This is a messenger RNA of Thalassophryne amazonica, 1611 nucleotides long. RefSeq names its product beta-1,3-galactosyltransferase 1-like. The coding region runs from base 117 to 1226 and encodes 369 amino acids. Gene Ontology annotation, molecular function: N-acetyl-beta-D-glucosaminide beta-(1,3)-galactosyltransferase activity. Gene Ontology annotation, cellular component: membrane. NCBI's taxonomy places the organism in Eukaryota, Metazoa, Chordata, Actinopteri, Batrachoidiformes, Batrachoididae. The transcript is spliced from 2 exons. The record is from RefSeq and is a predicted model, not a curated record.